CGGCGAUUCCCAGCAUGACUAACGAUUUCCAUGCUCUCGACGACAUCGGAUGGUACGGCAGUGCGUACCUCCUAACCAUGUGCUCAAUGCAGCUGAUCUAUGGCCGCAUCUACACCUUCUAUCCUCCCAAGCUAGUCUUUCUAGCCAGCAUCUUCCUUUUCGAAAUCGGGUCGGUUGUGUGUGGCGCCGCACCGACAUCAACCGCCUUCAUAGUCGGACGGGCGAUUGCCGGUCUUGGUGCAUCCGGCAUCAUUUCGGGGGUAAUCAUUAUCAUUGUGUAUACGGUGCCUCUGGAAAAACGACCGGUUUUCGUAUCGACUAUGGGCGCCAUCUUCGGCAUUACGUCGGUCAUUUCUCCCCUGCUUGGGGGCGUUAUCACGGAAAAAGCCACCUGGCGCUGGUGCUUCUAUAUCAACUUACCCGUUGGAGCGGUUUCGACAUUGAUUGUGAUCUUCUUUCUGACCCUGGAGCCACCGGCUGAUCGGGAUGCCAAGGCAUCCUGGAAGCAACAAGUCAUUCGAUUGGACCCGAUUGGGUCGAUCCUGUUCCUUCCCGGAAUGGUCUGCUUGCUCCUUGCGCUGCAGUGGGGCGGGACAGAGUACGAAUGGAGCAACGGGAGGAUCAUCGCGUUGCUUGUAGUAUCCGGAGUGCUACUCAUCCUCUUCGCAGUGGUUCAGCACUUCAUGAAAGACAACGCCACCGUCCCCACCCACAUCAUUUCUCAACGAAGCGUCUUCGCUGGCGCGAUCUACGCGGGGUGCAUCGGCGGCUCGAUGAACCCCCUUCUCUACUACCUGUCCAUCUACUUCCAGGCCCUCAAAAAUGCAUCAGCCACUAAAGCCGGCAUCAUGAGCCUUCCGCUCGUCCUCUCCCUAGUGGUCUCCAGCAUCUUAGCCGGCGCGACCACGCAGACGAUCGCCCGUGGCUACUACACCCAGAACCUCAUCCUAGGAUCCGUCAUCGCCUCCGUCGGCACGGGGCUGAUCACCACCUUCCGACCGGACACCGGCCACGCGCAGUGGAUCGGUUACCAGUUCCUCUAUGGUUUCGGCUGCGGGCUAGGCAUGCAGCAGGCCAACCUUGGGGCGCAGACGGUCUUGAGUCGAAAGGACGUGUCCACGGGCGUCUCCUUGAUGUUCUUUUCGCAGUCAUUUGGCGGAGCGCUCUUCAUCGCUGUUGCUCAGAACCUGUUCGCUUCGAAGCUCGUCGACGGGGUGGCUGGAAUUCCCGGGUUAAAUUCCGAGGAUGUUCUAAACGUGGGCGCAACGGCUCUGAGGUCGUUGGUGGAUCCCUCGCAGUUGAAUUAUUUGUUGAUCGCUUAUAACGCUGCUCUAAGGGAUGCAUUUCGCGUGGCGCUGGGCGUGACAGCCUUCUCAAUCGUCGGGGCGCUACUGAUGGAGUGGAGAAGUGUCAAGCCAAGAAAAGAGAAUCAGGAAGCGAAGGCAUAAGCGCUGGG
Molecule: messenger RNA, 1456 nt
Organism: Eremomyces bilateralis CBS 781.70
Lineage: Eukaryota; Fungi; Ascomycota; Dothideomycetes; Eremomycetales; Eremomycetaceae
Product: major facilitator superfamily protein
Exons: 1
Coding region: 15-1448 (477 amino acids)
Biological process (GO): transmembrane transport
Molecular function (GO): transmembrane transporter activity
Source: RefSeq, a predicted model, not a curated record